CUUUACCCUUCACGAGUGCGUGAAAUUACUCUAUUGCCAGAAAAACAUUGCACUGCUGGCCUUCCCUCACAUUUGGUUCUCUUCUCCACGCUUCUCGCGCGUGGACUACACCUCCAUUUCCACUCAUUUAUUCAGCACUCUCAGAACCAGUGUACCUCCGUUACAACACAUACAGAGAAGCGGAUUGUGAACAUUGGGUCAGAAUCUGUAAUAUAAAAGCUGUUGAAAUGAGCAAUAAGGAAACAAAAGAAAGAGUUGCAAAUGCCUUUCGUGCUAUGAAGGCUAUUGGAAUCUCCGAAGAUAAGGUGAAGCCAGUACUGAAGUCUUUGCUAAAAUUGUACGAUAAAAAUUGGGCGCUUAUUGAACAGGAAAAUUAUAGAGCUCUUGCUGAUGUGAUAUUUGAGAGAGAUGAAUCGAAAGCAGAAGAGCUUCCAAAGAAGGUUGUGAAUAAUGAAGUAGCAGAGCAGUCAAAGAAGAUUGAGAGUGCUCAAGUAGAGGACAAUUUGGAAGAAGAAGUUCAUGCAACUGAAGAGCCAGAACAACCAUUAAAAAGGCUGCGACGUAGAUACCAAGAUGGCCAAACUUCCUCUUUGAAUACGUCUAAUGCCGGAAAGCAAAGAACUGCACCUGUAAAGUCUAAAAAAGAACUGGAUGGGGCUAAUACCCCCAAGUUAAACGAAAAAGAAGUCAUGGUGGAGUCACCUAAGCACAACGAAGAAAACACAACAAUUCAUACACGGGCUGCCACAUCAGAAUCAGUCUGUAAAAGUAAAGGAAAACAACCUAUUUCUCCCGAACCCUUGGUUGUUCAUGAGAGAUGUGAUCCAAGCGGGCCCAGUAGCACCACUGGAAGUCAGCGAAAGACCCGAUCAAGAAUUGAAUACGGAUCACAGUCUCAUCCAAUGAGGCUCAGAGAAAGAGGGAAAGGAGUUGUCUAUGUUCACACUCCAUCCAGGAAGAAGCGGCGAGCUCCUGAAAGUUCAUCCCAUGCUGUACCUCUAAAAGAGUCUGAGACUGAGCCAAGCAUUCCUUUGUCACCUAAAAACAAGAGCAAUGCAAGUUGUGAUUUAAUUAAGCCUAAAGAUGAGCCAAUCACUAGUGACGUGCCGAGUUUAGAGGUUCCUGGUGCGAACGUUCAUCCGGAUACAUCAAAUGAAGGAGAUUCAUCGAAUAGAGGAAACUGUAGUUCUGAACCAUCAGAAACGGAAUCUGUGAGUGAAGAGGAAACAUCUACCGACUCUUCCAUGCUAAAUGAAUCACGAUACAAUAAUGAGAUGGCAAUGGUCUCAGGUGCACGGUCUUCUAAUCUAGAGAUUGCUUCCUCGACUUGUGGAGAGGUGAAAAUCUAUUUGACCUGUGGCUUCGCUUCUGAAAGUGCUGACUUCCAUAUGCCUAGUCUUGAAGCAGUUCUAAAAUCUGUUGAAGAUAAAUGUCUUCGAUCACACAAAACUUCGGACCCGUACAUUUCUAUGACGAAACUUAUGACAGAAACGUGCCAAUGCUUUCUGAAGUUAGGAACUGACUCCAGUAGUCAAUCACCAAAAACCCUUAAUGUGACUCCAACCAUUGAUUCAGUGAGUAAAUCUUCUGAAAUGGAUGCUGUAGGUGAAAAAUGCCGUUCUAGUACCAGGAUACCUCAGCCCAAAAUACAAAAUUGCAACGGCACAAAUAAUGGACCACUGCCGAACAAGAUAGAUGCUGGAGAUGAAAUAAUGACAAAUAUGCAAAACGAAGAAAAUUGUGCCGAAGAAAUUGAUGGACCGAGCUUGGAAGUUGCUCCUGAAAUUACAAGGUCACUUAAUGAUGUUGCUGACAUUGCUAAUGGGCUAGAAAAUGUUGUAAUUACAAUGGUGAAUGAGGUCAAUGAUGAGCGUCCUCUAUUUUUCCGCUACAUACCUCAAAAUGUAGCAUUCCAAAAUGCAUACGUGAAUUUCUCUCUAGCUCGUAUUGGAGAUAACAUUUGCUGUGGUACCUGUUCUGGUGAUUGUCUGUCGCUACCCCAUCCUUGUGCAUGUUCACAUGAAACUGGAGGCGAGUUUGCGUACACCACAGAUGGUCUUGUUCGGGAGGAAUUUCUUAAAGAGUGUAUUUCCAUGAACCGCAACCCGAAAAAACAUUGUCAGUAUUUCUGCAAGGAAUGUCCUUUGGAAAGAUCAAAAUGCGAGGAUGUUAUCGAACCUUGCAAAGGUCAUCUCGUAAGAAAGUUUAUAAAAGAAUGUUGGUGGAAAUGUGGCUGUCAUAAAGAAUGUGGCAACCGGGUGGUACAGCGAGGAAUAACUCGCAAGUUACAGGUGUUUAUGACUCCUCAAGGAAAAGGUUGGGGCCUACGUACUCUGGAGGACCUGCCAAAAGGUGCAUUUAUUUGUGAGUACGUUGGAGAAGUUUUGACCAAUGCAGAGCUAUUUGAACGUGUUUUAAAGAGUCCUAAGGGGGAGAAACAUUCAUAUCCCGUGCUUCUUGAUGCUGAUUGGUGUGCAGAAGGAGUGCUGAAAGAUGAAGAAGCUCUUUGCUUAGAUGCUACAUAUUACGGAAAUCUAGCUAGGUUUAUUAACCACAGAUGUUUUGAUUCAAACUUAGUCGAGAUUCCAGUGGAAGUCGAGAAUCCCGAUCACCACUAUUAUCACCUCGCAUUCUUCACUACAAGAAAAGUGAAAGCCAUGGAAGAACUCAAUUGGGAUUAUGGCAUUGAUUUUGAUGACCACGAACACCCGAUUAAGGCAUUUCGUUGUCACUGUGGAAGCAAGUCGUGCCGAAAUAUAAAGCGAUCUAGAUCAAGAUCUUCUAGAAGAUGAGCAUGUGUCGAUUCUUCUCCAUCCUCGGCAUCGAAACUUGAAACGAUUCUUCUGUGUUGUACGCUCGUGUAAUUUUUGAGCCAUCGAAAGCGAAAAAAAUGGUUAGAGAAUGAAAUGAUGUAUCAUUGUAUCUUUAUCCCCGAGCUAAUAUAGUUGUAGUACUCAUCUCUGGUUGUUAGCAAAUUUUUUAUGAUGCUCUGAUUUUUCAUUUUACUACCUUACACAUUUGGAUUCGUGCUUGUCAAAUUGUUUUUGUAUUGAUAAAUUCUUAUAACCCAAUUAAUCAAUUUCUUUUUAAUU
This is a messenger RNA of Erythranthe guttata (spotted monkey flower), 3092 nucleotides long. RefSeq names its product putative inactive histone-lysine N-methyltransferase SUVR2. Gene Ontology annotation, cellular component: nucleus. The record is from RefSeq and is a predicted model, not a curated record. Gene Ontology annotation, molecular function: protein binding; histone methyltransferase activity; zinc ion binding. NCBI's taxonomy places the organism in Eukaryota, Viridiplantae, Streptophyta, Magnoliopsida, Lamiales, Phrymaceae.